AACGGAAACUUCCGAGCGGAAAUAGUAGCAAAGAACAGCCAUUGGAAACGAUUUUCGGAUAAUUUGACGGUGUCAAAGGACAAAUUGCUCUUCCUUUAAUAUAUAUACAAUAAAAAGUCUUUAAUAUUUUACGACAGGAAUAAGUUUGCCUUGUCCCUACAUGUAAACGGAGGAUUAUUUUCAUCAGGAAAUACGAUUUCCAAUCCAAAUUUUGUCGAAUAACACUUCUCAAUUUUUGGCCGCCAUACUUGAUGUAAAUGACGAAAGAAACCAUACUUCAUGAGCAGAUUCGCCCCCUCCUAGCUUUCUUCCAGCCAUGAGUGGGAGGCCCCGGACAACAUCAUUUGCUGAAGGUGGAAAAGCUGGUGGAUCUGCACCAUUUGGAGGAAUGAAGACGAUUAAUAAAGACGGAAGUAGGGUGACAACUGUUCUUGCUACGGCAGGACAGGGUAAUGACAGACCACAAGAAGUGUCAUAUACAGAUGCUAAAGUGAUUGGAAAUGGUUCCUUUGGAGUUGUUUACCAAGCAAAAUUAGUUGAAUCACAAGAACUUGUUGCAAUCAAAAAGGUUCUGCAAGACAAACGUUUUAAGAACCGAGAGUUACAGAUAAUGCGCAAGUUGGAACAUCAUAAUAUAGUCAAACUCAAGUAUUUCUUCUAUUCAGCUGGAGAAAAGAAAGAUGAGGUGUUCCUGAACUUAGUUCUAGAGUAUGUACCAGAGACAGUGUACCGAGUUGCUCGACAUUAUAGUAAAUCCAAACAGACAAUACCCAUUAUCUUCAUCAAGCUUUACAUGUACCAGUUGUUCCGGAGCCUUGCCUACAUUCAUUCACAGGGGGUGUGUCAUCGAGAUAUUAAACCACAAAAUCUUCUACUUGACCCAGAUACAGGUGUUCUUAAACUCUGUGAUUUCGGAAGUGCCAAAAUAUUGGUGCGAGGUGAACCAAAUGUAUCAUACAUAUGUUCCCGGUACUACAGAGCUCCAGAACUUAUAUUUGGUGCUACAGAUUACACCUGUCAAAUAGAUGUAUGGUCAGCAGGGUGUGUUCUAGCUGAGUUAUUGUUAGGACAGCCAAUAUUCCCGGGUGAUAGUGGUGUUGAUCAGCUUGUAGAAAUCAUUAAAGUACUCGGUACACCAACUAGAGAACAAAUCAGAGAGAUGAACCCAAAUUAUUCAGAAUUUAAGUUCCCACAAAUCAAAGCACAUCCAUGGACAAAGGUGUUCCGACCACGUACACCACCGGAAGCUAUACAAGUAGUUAGUCGUCUACUAGAAUAUAUCCCAUCAGCACGUAUCUCCCCUCUAGAAGCCUGUGCUCACGCUUUCUUUGAUGAAUUGAGGGAGCCGAGCACUCGAUUACCUAACGGCAGAGAACUGCCUGUCUUGUUUAACUUUUCUCCACAUGAGCUGUCAAUUGCCCCUCAUUUGAAUGCAACACUGAUACCUCCUCAUGCACGAACAUCUGGUUCUGAUGCUCAACCUGGUGGAAGUUCGGGACAAGACAUGGAUUCAAAGAGCGGUGGUAAUCCUGCAGGUGAUACAUCAACAUCUCAGGGUGCUGCUGGAGGAAAUGCAUGAGCUGUACUCUAUAGUGAUUUCAUUUGGAGCUGCUCUCUUAAUGUAUUUAUUUCAUCAACUUUUAUGGUACUUGUACAAUAUUGUUUUAAAUUCCCCCUUAUGAAGGGUUUAGCAACAUAGUGUGAGAUACUACUAUGAGAAAUUCUGAAAUGAAGGAAUUUAUUUUAGGAAUGAACAUCAGUGUAUUGAUGGUAUGUGCUGGACUUUAUGUUUUUGUGCUUGUGUUUUAUUGUCAGAGACAUUCUUACUAUGAUGCCUGAUACAGACUUUUAUGGUAAAAUAUAGCUGGAGGUAUUUUAAACAGUGGGGGAAAUAUGAACUCUUUAUGUGGUGUCUACUAAUUGAUUAUAUGCAGAAUUAACAUAACAGUUGAACCAAAAAAUAAGAACAGGACAGUGUUAGUUCCUGUUGAAGAACUCUUUAAUUAGAGACUUCAGGAUUUGAGCAGACAGAAGAAAAAAAUUACAUAGUCACUUUAAAUUAACACAAGUAAGACAAGUGCUGAUGUGCUCUUGUGUAAUAAACUGUUUUUAUAUAUAUAAAUGAUUCUGAACAUGUUGUUCUAUGAACUAUAAUAAAUCUGUGAACAUACUUAUAGCUGAACCAAGGAUUAUACACUGUAUAUAUGGACUUGUAUAGAGGAUAAUUGUUGUGCUGGUGCAGCAGGGAGGAGUAUACGACACGUGUAGUUGAGGAUUGCGAGGAUAUCUGACAACUGUCGCACAAACGAAAGAAUAAAAGUUGUUGUUUGUUUGUUUUUUUAAUUAGAACGUUAGAUCUAUGAUAUUUAACAUGUGUGUCAUUUGCUAACCAUUAUAUAUCACCUUAUGUUAACAAUCUGCAGGACCUUCAUCUAAUAAAGAUUUUUAUGUUAAAAGUCGUAUAAUAUUUGAUAUUUCUUUCCAGCAUACAGGGAUAUUUUAUUUCUUAUAGUGUAACAAAUUUAAGAAACAUGUAUUAGGUUAAGAAAUACUUGUAAAAGGAAUUUGAAUAUUUUGUUUUAUUUAAAUCUUAUAUAUAUGCAUAAUUUGUGUUUUUACUAGUCUAGUUUUAUUUAUAGAAAGUAAAGAUUAUGACAUUUGUUGUUUUUAUGAAGAAAGAAAGAAAAAACAACAGCAUCUCUAAAAAUGACUGAUGAAUGAAGUAUUUUGAUAGUUUUCAUCAACUUUGCAGAUGUCUAAUAUUGUUUAUUUCUAUAUUUAAAUGAAUGUGUUAGACAUAUAAUAGCAGUUAUCAGUUAUUUUUAAAAAAAGAUUUAAAGGAAUUUUUCAUGUAUUCGACUAGAUCUCCUGAUGAUAUAUGGUCUGUGUCAUGACAAAACCAACAUAAUGCGUUAGCGACCAGCAUGGAUCCAGACCAGCCUGCACAUCCGCGCAGUCUGAUCAGGAUCCAUGCUGUUCGCUAGCAGUUUCUUUACUUGUUAUAGGGUCUGUAAGCGAACAGCAUGGAUCCUGAUCAGACUGCACGGAUGCGCAGGCUGGUCUGGAUCCAUGCUGGUGGCAAACGCAUUAUGUUGGUUUUGUCAUGACACGGCUCAUAUGGUCUGCACCAAGAACAAAAGGUUAAUUAAUAUCUGUGUCGAAUCCAGAGACAUGAAAAUUAUUGUCAAGUUGUACAUCGAAUAUUCAUGUAUGAUUUUUACUGAAGAAGUAUUUAGAUAGUAUUGUUCAGUUUUUAUACAGUGAUAGCAGAUUUUUGUAGUAUUUUGGUGUAUCGUCGGCAUAAACUGCCUUGUUUUGGGGUAUUUUACAUGUACGUUUUCUCAUUUUUAAAAUUUCAAAAUUUUAAUUAGGUGUUUAGUUAAACUUUGUUAGUUUUAAAGGUUCUACCGAAAAGUUACCAUUUUAUUAUGGUCACAUUGCUAAUAUUUGAAGUAAUAUAAUUGAGCCGUGUCACGACAAAACCAACAUAGUGGGUUUGCGAACAGCAUGGAUCCUGAUCAGACUGCGCGGAUGCGGACCCAUUAUGUUGGUUUUGUCGUGACGCGGCUCAAUUGUUCUUGGAGCUUGUUGUAUGGGAUUUAAAACUUAAAAAUGUGAUGAAUCAAGAUUUACUGUAGCAUACCAACUGUAUUGUUUGAGUUGUAAGUUAUGUGACUGGCUUACUGACUUAAAAAUCAUGUGACUUGGUUUAAAGUCAUAUGACUGGCUUACUGGGUUUUAAGUCAUGUGACUGACAGUCAUGUGAUUGGCUCACUGGGUUUUAAGUCAUGUGACUUGCUCACUGUGUUUAAAGUCCUGUGACUGGCUAACUUGGUUCAAAGUCAUGUGACUGGCAUAAACAGAUUUAAAUUAUGUGACUGGUACACUUGUUGUAAUGGGUUUAAACCAUUGCACAGUACAUACAGUUAGUAUAAGAGGGUGGCAGAUACAUAGUGAACCAGCUUAGUGUCACAUCACUCACAUUGGUCUGUGGUUAUGACUUGUUUUAUAGUUCCUGAAAUAAGACAUGUGUUAUGAAUGUUCUGCCAGCAAUAUGCUUCAUAAGCCUCGGCUUAUGGUUUAACUGUGAAUUAUGACUUAUAUAAUGUGUAUAUAGUGUAAAUCUAUGAGUUACAGGCAUGUUUGAAAUAAUACGUAUUUGAAAUGGAUAAUUGGUGGCAUUUUUGAAACAAAACAUUUUCUUAGAUAAAAUGUCUACUUGUUCACCUCAUAAACAAUUUAAAUUUAUAAGAAUAGAGAUAUAUUCUUGUAGUAACAAGUGUAUUUGUAUCUGUGAAGGGUACCUUAUGAUGGUAUUAUUAUAUAAUAUUUAAUUGAAUUAUGAUUUUUCUGGAUUUUAAAAUUAGUUCUCUAUAUGUACAGUUGUAGCAAAACAAGAAAUGUCCUGAGUGUCAUUUUGUAUUGUUAUUAGUUUUAACAUUUGUCCUGCCUUCUCGAAAAGCACAUCAAUUGGAUAAAAAUGAAAAUGUUUUCAUAGAGACUAUCUUUGUGUAUACCCUGGCUUAACUUUCAUCUUACUGUUGUUUUGUUAUUUUUUACUUGAUUUGGUUUGUCUUCACUGUUUACACUAACUACUUUCAAUAUUCCAGAUUUCAAAAACAUUUUAUAUACAUAAAAUUGCAAGUGUUCACUCAUGCUAUUUUGUGAAUUUGAUAUUUUUAGUCUGUUUUUAAAACAUAGAAAGUUCAUGUCUGUAGUUUGGUAUCAUAGUUUAGUAUUUAUUCAGCUGACUGACUUGAAGUGGCUGGUAUUUCUUUUUAAACAACAAGCAGUAUAUUUUAUGUACAUAUUUAUCACAGUGAAAUAACACUUUAAUGAUUUUUUUUUUCUUUGAUAGCAAAAAUGAAAAAAAUACCCAUAGCCAAAAAACUCCAACCAGCAGAAUGUAAAGGUUUUUUUGUUUCUUUUUUUCUUUUCUUUAUCAAGCAUCAAACAUAUUCUUGUAAAUCUGGUAGGUUUCUCGAGAGUUUUAGAACUUUUCUAACAAGCUUGUUUUUCUUUUAUUUGUUAAGCACCGAACAUAUUCUGGUAAGUCUGUUAGGUUUCUCGAGAGUUGUAGAACUUUUCAGACAAGCCAGUGAGAUGUUGACUAGAUAUAUAAUAUAGAUGAACAUAUCAGGUUUGUAUUAUCCAAUGUCUGAUACAUGAUCAUGUGGUUUUGUAAAACCAGGUGGGAGUAGUCAUGUUGGAGCAAGUUUCAUUAUACAGAAAGAAAUGUGAAAUGAACCAUGUCUUGUUAUAAUAUCGCAAUCAUCACCUUUCUGCUCUCUCACUUCAUUAUUUAAUAUGUUUCAUCAUAUCAAAAUUGAGUACAAUUUGAGUUUUGGAUUAAAAUGUAGAAUUACCACACAGAAAACAAAGUGUAUAUAAUUCUCUCCCAUUCUGAUUUGUUAAUAUAAUUAAAGUAAUUUGUGUAAACAGAAGUCUCUAUAAAAAGGAAAAAUGUGUUUAUUUUUAGAUACGUCAGUACAAAAAUUCCAAUAAUUUUAUAGUUUUUACAUGAACUGACAUUCUUCAUGUUCACAAAAUUUCUUCUUUCUGAAAUUGCAGUAUUUCACAGUUCAGUUACAACUAUCUGAGAGUACAAGCAAUUAAUAUGACAGUGAAGAAAUGGUGUAAAGAAUAUUUGCUGUAAUGAUAUAUGUAUUUCAGUAUAUAUGAUUUGAUAUUUUGCUGACUGUAAAAGUUGCAUCUUUAGUUUUAUUAGUAUUUUUACAUGUAUUUGAAAUAAGGCAAGAGCAACAUUUCUGUUGUUAAAUAGUCAAAUUGUUUUUCCCGUUUAUAAUUAAGAGUUGCACUAUUUUAGUUUUAACUGUAUUAUUUGUUGAGUAUAAUCUGCAGACUGUGAAUCUGGGACAUAGAGAAAUUGUGUUACAGUUUGUAUGCUAGAUUAUUGUAUUUAUGAACUGUUUCAGGCUCAAUAAAAUCUCGUAACCAUUAUAUUGUAUAUGAUGGGAUGUGUACUCAUUACAUGCUAGUGUACAGUUGUCAUACUAUGAUAAAUGCUUCUUUUUGAAUAAUGUUCAAAGCUUUGUAAAUUUCCAUUUUUGGUGUCAAGUAUUUACUGGUAAUAAUAUGAAAGAGGUUUUUAGAACCCCACUGGGAGUAAGUGGGGCACAAUUUUCCCUUAUCUUUCUGACCUGCUGUCUGUCUGUGGAAUUAGGAUGGAUUAACAUCUGUGUCCUAUAGAAACAUUUGUAAUUUUUAGCUCGACUUUUCUAUGAAAAGGGGAGCUAUCCUACUCGCCCCGGCGUCGGCGUCGGCGUUAGCGUUGGCGUCACACCUUGGUUAAGUUUUUCGUACCACCCCACUUUAUUUCAGAAGUAUUACAAGUAUGGCUUUGAAACUUACCAUACUUGUUCACCAUCAUAACCUCCAUCUACAGACAAGAGUACAUAACUCUGUCAAGGUUUUUGACAGAAUUAUGGCCCUUUUUUGACUUAGAAAGUGUAUUGAGCUUGGUUAAGUUUUUUUGUACCACCUCACUUUAUUUCAAAACCAUUGGAGGUAUUGCUUUGAAACUGACCAUACUUGUUUACCAUCACGACCUUCAUCAACAGACAAGAGGACAUAACUCUGUCAAGGUUUUUGACAGAAUUAUGCCCCUUUUUGACUUAGAAAAUACAUUGAAUAUGGGUAAAAUCCACUUAUUGCCUUAACCCUUUGAGAUAUUGCUUUGAAACUUUUAAUGCUAUUUCACAUCAUUACCCCCAUCUGUACGCAAGAGAAGGUAACUCUGUCAAGGAUUUGUUUUAAAAAUUAAGGCCUUUUAUCGACUUAGAAUCUUGGUAAAGUUUUUAGUACCAGUCCACUUUUUGACUGAACUGUUUGAGAUAUUAAUUUGAAAGUUGGAAUACUUGUUUACAAUCAUGAUUCCCAAACAUGUCCAGGAGAAGGUAAUUCUGUCAAAGAUUUUAUUUGAAUUAUGGCCCUUAACUGUCAAUGUUUUGUAUUAUAGGCAAGCACUAAAAAAGUCGAGCGCGCUGUCUUACGGACAGCUCUUGUUCUUGUCAGAUAUGACUAAUUUAAAAAAUAGUCCCAAGUGAAUAAAGCUUUUUUCCCCGAAGUUUCUGCAUUCUAUUUUAUAUAUGAGUAAUACUACCAUACAAAUAGAUAAUAGUUUGAUACAAGGCUUUGAAUAUUGUUCAAAAUGUGACUGCUGGACUUAAUAUAGAAAAAUAUUCACAUUUACACUGAGUUGAAGUUUAUCUGUGCUUUAUAACUUAGUAAUUUGCCAAUUUAUUUGUUCAAGUGUCGUAUUUUAUUUAUUAAGCUUCUUGGAUAAAGUAAAAAUUUUAAGAGACAAAGGGAUGUAAAUGUAUACUUACUUAAUAUAAUAUAAUCAAUGGUAACAGGGAGUUAUAAUGUAGUUUUGUAUCUUACAAGGUAGAUACUUGACCUUGGGUUGACAACCAAAAUUUAUUCAGACAAGAUGUUAAAGUGUUUUCACAAGUGCUAUAUCUCAAGUACAUGCGAGUCAAAAUCAUAAAUUUGAUAUAAAUAGGAAAUGUGCACAGUCAGAACUCAAGUGUGUAAAUGUGAAUUAUUGGCGGUGUUAUAUAUGUACAUGUAUCAUUCUUUAACAAUUGUUGUUAGGGACUGACCUUUAAUAUCUUUACUGUGAUUUUCAUAGAGAUAUAAAAUCUUGAGAAAUGUAAAUGUGACAAUGGAUGCUUAUUUACCCAUUGUUUACAAUUACAGGUAUGGAUAUAUACCUUGCAGAAACCCAACAAUUGUUUUAUGAAUGAGAUAAGGUUAACUGUAUGAGAAAUUGUUGUUUUGUUGGAUGAUGAAUGUUGGUCAUGUAUUUUAAUGCAUGUUUUAUAUAAAACUUGUUGAAUGAUAUAUUCUGUUUUUACUUCAUGCUAAGCAAGAAUAACUGCCAGGUUUUCUUUUUAGUUUCCUUUUCACAUCUCAUCAUUUAAUUUUCCACAUCUUUGUUCUACAAGUUUCUCUCUUCAUUUCUUUCUAUUUUCAGUAAUAAUAUUCCUGACACAAUAAUUUCACAGGAUGUUCGUCUGUCCGUUACCAAAGGAACAUUUUUUAAAAAAUAAAUUCACACAUUUGUUUUUCCCCUGUAUUCUUAAAAGUUUUUGAAUUUAAUAAAAAAAAAGUGUGAAAGUUCAAUGGCAAUAAAAUUUAAUUAUGUUUUUUUUUAUAUAAAAUAUAGACAGUCUGUAGAUUCUGGUAAAAUAGUAUAUCCUAGAUAUACAUUAACCAGUCUAACAUGUGAUAAAAUAACUCUUUAAAUAUCAUUUAUAGGAUAAUUAUUAUA
Ruditapes philippinarum (Manila clam) is the source of this 8296-nucleotide messenger RNA. Its product is annotated as glycogen synthase kinase-3 beta-like. Gene Ontology annotation, biological process: negative regulation of canonical Wnt signaling pathway; signal transduction; protein phosphorylation. NCBI's taxonomy places the organism in Eukaryota, Metazoa, Mollusca, Bivalvia, Venerida, Veneridae. Bases 317 to 1579 code for a protein of 420 amino acids. The transcript is spliced from 9 exons. Gene Ontology annotation, cellular component: cytosol; axon; nucleus. The record is from RefSeq and is a predicted model, not a curated record. Gene Ontology annotation, molecular function: ATP binding; protein serine/threonine kinase activity.